Zymoseptoria tritici IPO323 is the source of this 1074-nucleotide messenger RNA. RefSeq lists its product as uncharacterized. The transcript has a single exon. The record is from RefSeq and is a predicted model, not a curated record. The coding region runs from base 1 to 1074 and encodes 357 amino acids. NCBI's taxonomy places the organism in Eukaryota, Fungi, Ascomycota, Dothideomycetes, Mycosphaerellales, Mycosphaerellaceae.
AUGGUGGACGAGAAAGUUAUUGUCGAUGACGACAGACUGGAACCCUCAGUCGAUGGCGGGUUCGCUUUGGAGCUAGCAGAUCUUGACGAUCAGCUUCUGGAGAUUGCGAAAGAGGAGGCGAAGAUUGCAAAGAAGCAGCUGGAGAGCAAGAGGCGCAAACUCUUGCUGGCACAACAGCUCAAGUCAUCCACGAACAUACGACCUCGCGGAGAUGCCCGUCCGGCGGCACAAACUACUACGAGGGGCACGAAGCGCACCCUUGACGCUGUUGAUGAUACCCGUCGAACAGUCGAAAGCAAACGAAUGAAGACUGAGCCCGGCAUUGAGAGGCCAGUAUUGACAAUGUUCAACUUCAUCGACCUGACAACACCACCUCCGCCGGAGAUCGCAACCCCAGAAGUGCCACGAAGGCCCACAAUCAGCUACGCUGAGUCUCCCGGCUCAAAUUAUGCCGAUCAGGAGGCGAUGGUCAUGCUCAAAUCUCAGCACAAGUACACACCCAUCAACAUCGACUACCCCAGCAUAUGUAGGAUGCCCGACGGAUCACUCGCCGAACUCCGCUGCUUUCACUGCGGUGCAAAUGCCGCCUACCGUAAAGGCGAUCCAUUCUGGCUCGAAGCGGGCGCCAGCUUGCACAGACACUACAUCACACACCGGGAAUUCUACGCAAGAAACAAGCUCAACGAGAAGGAGAUGAUGCAGCGGAGUGUCUACAAGACGCUGAGCAACGCGGAGGUCACGGCUGUGACUUGCAAUACCGGUCCGAAAUACAUCAUUGAGCCGGUCUUUGACCAGCACUCGCAAGCGCAUUUUCGAAAGCGGGAUGCUGUCGAGAAAGAGCGUAGAGUCCAGUCCAGUCCGACACCGACUCUGAGCAUUGAUGAAGACGACGAUGACGAGAAUGACAGCAAACCAUUGGUUGAUCGUUGGAGAGCUGGGAUGAAGAUUCCGAUGGCGCAGCACAUGGGCGGCAUGGACAUGCCAUCGAUUGACAGUCCUGUCAAGGCGGCCAGGAAGUCUGCUCCCGGAGGCGGAGGUCUGGUAAAUAUGUGGCAGCGUUCAGCGAGGAAGUGA